UCAAAUGACGUAAUUCGUCAUUAAAAAUUUCAAUACCAGUGCAUCAUUAAAGACAAAUUUUUCGGUUAGUUUAAAAUUCUACGUAAUUUACAGUAUGGCACUUCUACCAGAAUAUUACAAGGGUUUGAUCGGUUUGGGGAAAUAUGGACAAUCUCCGAUCGACUUGGACGACAAAAUAGUCCGUCCUAAACGAUAUCCGCCUCUUAUGUUAAAUGGUCAUUGGAUGAACGAGGGAGAAGCCAUUUUGGGAAACGAUGGAAACGUCGCGACUGUCAUUCUUGGUGGCAAUAGAAUACAAUCCACAGUUUCAGGCGGCCCGCUAUUUAACGACGUCUAUGAAUAUUUUAUUUGCAACUUUCGUUGGGGCGAGGAGAACUGUAAUGGCUCGGAACACACUAUAAACGGCACUUGGUUUUCUAUGGAAGCUCAGAUGGUACAUUGGAAUCGAAAGUACCUUUCGUUCGAUGAGUGUUUAAAAUACAAGGAUGGCAUUUGUAUACUAUCCUUUUUAUUUUUAGUCCCAUCGGGAGAGUACGUCGAGAAUAACCCACAAUUCGAAAAGAUUACUGAAAAUUUAAAAUACGUCGUAGACGCAGGAUCCGAGAAAAAUAUUCCACCGAAUUCAUUAUGCUGGAUGCGAUGGGCUGCUCGCUGCGAACGUUAUUACAGUUACCAAGGAUCUUACAACGAAGGUUCAUGCGGUAUUCUCGGAUAUCCCGAAUGCGUUACUUGGAUUAUUUUUCCAUUGAUGAUUAGGAUAAGUCCAUCUCAAGUCGAUGCUUUUCGAAUGCUGAAGGAUGAGAAAGGUAAUCCUAUAAAAAAUAACUGCAAGAAAAUUCAAUUGUUGCGCGGAAGAAGAAUAUUCUUGGGCAUUUCUUAAUCUCUCAAACAAGACAGAACGAAGUGUCUAUCCCAUCCAAUCGAUUGUAAGAGUUAAUUAUCGCCGAAAUACGUUCUAUAAUCUCACCUAAUAUCUCAUAAAUACGAACGAAAAAUACCUCCUUGUAAAGUUGACUGCCGGUAUACCUUUGCUCCAAGCUCACAGAGCUUCCUAAUACCUGUGACUUCGUCGGCUCAUUGUCUUGAUUCUUAUUCUUUUUACGAUGCUUGUUAAUACUUCCCGCAGAUAAUUGUGACAUCAAUGAGUCAUUCGGAUCGGUCGGUUUGUUCUCUUUAGUUGAAAUACAAUUGGUCAACACAAAUUCGCUCUCGAUCU
Messenger RNA from Vespula pensylvanica (western yellowjacket), 1216 nucleotides. Its product is annotated as carbonic anhydrase-related protein-like. The transcript is spliced from 8 exons. NCBI's taxonomy places the organism in Eukaryota, Metazoa, Arthropoda, Insecta, Hymenoptera, Vespidae. Gene Ontology annotation, cellular component: cytoplasm. The record is from RefSeq and is a predicted model, not a curated record. Gene Ontology annotation, molecular function: carbonate dehydratase activity; zinc ion binding. The coding region runs from base 95 to 880 and encodes 261 amino acids.